Molecule: messenger RNA, 1276 nt
Organism: Dermatophagoides pteronyssinus (European house dust mite)
Lineage: Eukaryota; Metazoa; Arthropoda; Arachnida; Sarcoptiformes; Pyroglyphidae
Source: RefSeq, a predicted model, not a curated record
AAUGAAAAUGGAAUCAUCAUCAUUGUUGUUGAUUGAAAAUCGUUGUUGUUUAUAUAAAUUAUUUGCUGUAAUUUUGUUGAUAUUAUCACCAUUAAUAAUGUUGAGUAUUGAUGGUCAAUUAAGGCCACCACCACCAACCUCUACGACGACAACAAAGCGACCUACAUUUUUACCCAUACCAUCAUCGUUUGUGAUAAAACGUUCACCAACAAAUUUUCCAACAACAUUUGGAAAUUUACGUGGACGUGGUCCAGCAUUUCUAUUAUCACCAUCACAAUCAUUAUCACCAAUAUCAUCUCGUUUUAUGGAAAUUAUUGAACGUUUUGUGACAGCCUCAUCCAUGGCGAUACAAUCGACCACGACUACCACCACCACACCAAAACCCCUUCCACCGCAAAUACCGGCAAAAUUGAUUUUACCACCUCCAUCAUUAUCAUUACCAACAACAACAACAGAAAAAUUACCAACAAUCAAUACAAUUGAUUCAAAUGAUCGUAUGUGUAAACAAUCCGAUAUGGAUAUUUGUAGUCAACGUAUGUUAAUGAUAACUGAUCAAAAUUUUCAUUAUCCAAUUACAAUGGCCGAAAUGGAUCAACGUUGUAGAGAAUUAAAACCAAUGGAAAAAUGUGUACGUCAUUAUUCACAACAUUGUUUUGAAUCAAACAUACAGCAGAAAACAUUUUCCCUAAUAAUUUAUGGUGUAACCAAAACAAAUCGUGCUAUUUGUCGAAAUAAUCGUCGUCGACGGCAAUUUAUUGAAUUUGGUCAACAUUGUGCAAAUCGUUUACAAAAUCAAUUAAUUUCAUUUGUUGAAGAUAUGUAUACGAAAAUGUUUGCUAUAUUAAAAUAUCCGAUAAGAAAAUUACGUAUACCAUUAAGCUGUUGUAAUUAUUAUAGAUUUAAAGAACAAGCAUUAAAAAUGUAUUCGGAACAAUGUCAACCACAACAAUCACAACAAAUGGAACGUUUAUUAAAUGGUUUUACAAAAGAUUCAUUUACAUUUAUUUGUAGCCGUUAUACGGAAAAUUCUGAACGUUGUAAUAGAAUUAUUGAUAAAUUUAUAUCGAUAAAUAAUAUGACAACAUUAUUACCAAUCACCAAUAAUAAUAAUAAUAAUAAUAAUAAAAAUGCAGCAUUAAAAUUAACAAAAUUAUCAACCGAAUCAUUUAUAACAACAUAUAUUAAUAUGAUUCAUAGUAUUGGAUCUUGAGAAUGUUUGAAAAUAAAAUGUGCUUGAAAAUGAAAUGAAAAUAAAAUGUUUUUACUACAAAAAAAA